GUUCGGGUGGCAGUGAAAACAUGUUUUCAGUUGCUGCUAUUAAAAAAAAAAAAAAAGGUGUGAUUUGCACCAGAUAAAACAAAACAUUUUUCCUGGUUAGGUUAUACUGCAGCCAGAAUCACUUCCUAACUCCACUGACAGCUGAACUGUGUGUGCUUUGCAGAACUGCGGCAGCGGCAGGAGAUGCUAAUGAGGAACCAGCUGAUGGCAGUAAACCCGCAGCUGAUGGGGCCGGGCCAGCAGAGGAUGCAGGCGAUCCCCGCCCAGUUUGAGCCGCGGCUGGUGGACAGGUACGGGGCACCAUUUUUCUGUUCCAGCACUGCAAUUAAUCACUCUGUGUGUGCUGUCCCUGAACUUGUAAAGACCUAUGGACAUUCUUAACAAAACAAUAACCUUCACAUAUCUCAAUUUUUUCUUUUUUUUUCUCGCAGAGAUCUGCUACCUUCAACUGAAAUGAUGGCCUCAGCUGACCCCAGACAGAUCCACAUAGCAUCCCACCUGGGACCCGCAGUCCCACAGCACCCCAGCAUGCCAAACCUGUUGUCCAACCGUGUCUACCCAGGAUACAGCUUUCUGCAACCAGAAUCCAUGGAAGCUGUGGCCAGAAGACAAGAACUGGUUCAAAAGCAAAAUAUUGCCAGAAUGGAAAUGGAGAUGAGUGCUAUUUUCCAGCAAAAGGAAAUGGAGAAAGCCCACCGGAAAGGGCUCCUGGGGCUGGAAGCCCCUUUCCUUUACCACGGGAUGCCAGCGAGCCCCAUCGCUUUCCGCGGCAGGCACAGGCUCCCUGACGGGCACCUCGCCAACGAGCUCUAUGUCCACCGCACCACCCUGGACGAGAUCCACGGCAACACCAUGCUGAUGGCGAGCAGCCCGUACCCGCCGGUCAGCACUCUGCAAAGGGAGAGGGGGCGCCGCCCAGGGAGGAGAGCUGGAAACCACAAAAGUGCCGAGGGCAGUGCCAACGGCACAAAGAACCAGGCAGAUGACAAAUCCACGGACUCUGCCUCAGCUGCGGCGGAUGAUGAGAAAGAAGACAAGAAAGAAGUAGAGGUGGAGACACCAAACAAACAUGAGCAGAGCAAAAACCAGACUGAGCCAUCUGCAGUUGCCAAGAACUGCAAAGAGUUUGAACAAGGAUUAAGAAAAAACUGUGCUACUCAGGAAAUUCCUACUGAAACCACCAGCUGCAGCAACACAAAUGAGAAGGAAGCCAACAGCUCCUGCGCUGCUUUUGAUGACAAGUACCUGUACCCUUCUGCAAUCCCAUUCUCAGCAUUACCAUAUGGAUUUCCAGUGCCCAACAACCCAUUGCUACCUUCAGGAGCUCAUGGCCUGAUGCUGAAUGGAGAAGACAUUUCUUCCAUCGAAGACAUUCGCAAGUGGACGGUUGAUGAUGUGCACAACUUCAUUGUCAGCCUCCCAGGCUGCUCAGAUUAUGCCCAGAUAUUUAAAGACCAUGCCAUUGAUGGAGAAACCCUUCCACUGCUAACAGAGGAACAUCUCCUGGAUACAAUGGGAUUAAAGCUCGGACCAGCAUUAAAAAUUCGCUCUCAGGUGUCCCGGCGUCUGGGCAAUGUGUUCUACAUGAUGAACGUCCCUCUGUCCGUGCCGCUGCCUCCUGCUCCCGGGAAAGCCCCGGAGCAGCCCUCUGACAUGGCCUCCCCUCUGCACUGCAACAGCAGCGGGGACACCCUGGACAGCCCCUGCUCCCAGGACCCUGAAACCUCCCAGGCUGUGGAACAGAUCGUGGCAGAAAGCAGGGAAAAUCCAUGUGACACAGCUGGAUCCCAGGCUGACUUCCAGAUGAUUGCUUUCCAGAAGAGCUGAGCUAAG
Molecule: messenger RNA, 1833 nt
Organism: Prinia subflava (tawny-flanked prinia)
Lineage: Eukaryota; Metazoa; Chordata; Aves; Passeriformes; Cisticolidae
Gene: SAMD7
Product: sterile alpha motif domain containing 7
Exons: 6
Coding region: 454-1827 (457 amino acids)
Biological process (GO): negative regulation of DNA-templated transcription
Cellular component (GO): nucleus
Molecular function (GO): histone binding; chromatin binding
Source: RefSeq, a predicted model, not a curated record